AUGCCUGGCAGCUCUUGGUAUCUUACUGUAGCACUGGGACUGGCCUCGUUGGUUGACCCGGCUGCUGGUAGACUUCAUACCGACCUCCGACGACCAUCUCCAAAACAAAAUCAUGAUAGUAGAAGAGAGCUCUAUCGGGGACUGGGUCAGAAGUUGAAUGAUCGAGAUAUUGUGCAUGAACGCAGCUUGGCCAAAGCCGGUUCUUGUCUUGAGUCUAACUUCACCGAAAUUCAUGCUCCGAAGAAGAACAUUUGGACAGGGCUCACAGACCCUGAGGCUGCAAGUGUCCUAUCCUGGCUGUUCCAACAGUCUGAUUUGAAUUUGACAAUUGCCAAAGAUGCUGGAGACUGGGACAAUACUAUUGAGCUUGUUGAGCUCAUGCAGCCAAACAAGACCAACUCGCUCAAUUUCAUCGACCAUGGUGGUAAAGCUCCACCUCGAUAUGCCCAUGUAGUCAUUGAUCACCGAGCAAGUGUUGAGCCUUAUUAUGCGGACAUCCUUGUUGGACCUCUGCCCCUUGUGAAUGGAAAGGCACAAUGGGAGCCGCUCGAGUAUCCAUAUACUCGUAAAACACAAGGAAGGGUUCGAAAUGUCGAACCAGACAGUACUCUGAUGUAUAACACAUGGUUACUGGGUAUCAGUAGCUCAGUCGCUGACAUCACCCUCGAUCUUUGGAACGGCACUGCCCUCGGUCUGGACAAUGACACGAUCGGACUCUGGGGAAUCGAUCCUCUAUCACAAGAGAACGGCCGGAUCCUUCGUUGGGAUCAAUUUUGGCAUGAGCCAACUGGUGAAUUCGAUUCUUCAACUUUGCUUCCUCUGGGGUUGUAUGUGCAUUCGGACGUUACCGGACGAGAUGCAUCAAAAUGGAAGGUUUUAGGAUGGUUAUACAACGACAUUUUCUACCCAACGCUUGAAGACUUCCGAAACGCCUUCUACAGUACUGGCUUUGAGAAGCUUGGGGCAAAUACCGACGGCGCUUGGGCACACACUGAUCAACGAGGAAAGAUUCUGCCGCAUGAUCGAUCAUAUCCCCCAGUUUCUGUUGCUCCCUCGGGAUCAAGAUUCGCGGUUGAUGUGGAACAGAAGUAUGUCGAAUGGAUGGACUUUUCCUUCUACAUCAGCUUCUCUCAUGACGUCGGAAUGACUCUUCACGAUAUUCGAUACAAGGGCCAGCGCAUCCUGUACGAGCUGGGAUUGCAGGAGGCUCUUGCCCACUACGCCGGAAAUGACCCUGUGCAGUCCAUGACAUCUUAUCUUGAUACUUACUACGGUUUUGGGCCCUAUGCAUUCGAGUUGGCCAAGGGUUACGACUGCCCAUCUUAUGCAACCUAUCUCAACAGUACAUUUUACCAAGAUGAGACAACUCACACGCACAUCCAUAGUAUUUGUCUCUUUGAGUAUGACUCCGAUUAUCCGAUGCAACGCCAUAGUAGCAGUAACUAUGUGUCUAUCACGAAGAACGUCUACUUCACGGUUCGCUCUGUCUCCACGGUGGGCAACUACGAUUACAUGUUCAGUUACUCUUUCUACAUGGAUGGAUCAAUCGGCGUUGAAGUGCGCGCUUCUGGAUACAUCCAGUCGGCUUACUACGCCCACAACGAGGAGUUCGGCUACCAUAUUCACGACGCACUCUCGGGCUCGAUGCAUGACCAUGUGCUCAACUUCAAGGCUGAUUUCGAUAUUCUUGGACUGAACAAUACGAUCCAGUUGACGCAUCAAGUCCCAACCACCCAGACCUUUGCGUGGUCCAAUCAAACCCGCAAUACGAUGAAGAUUAAGCACUCAAACAUUGAGAGCGAGGAUGAAAGCCGAUUCAACUGGGCUGCAAAUUCCGCGACCCAGGUAAAAGUAGUUAACCUGGACAAAACUACCCCCUAUGGCGAAUAUCGGGGAUAUCGAAUUUCGCCCUCGACAGGAAGCAUUCACCUCACUGUUGAGAACUCGACCAAUCUUCGCAAUGCCGCCCAGUGGGCCGACUAUGAUAUUCAGGUUACGAAACAUCACGACACAGAGCCCCGGUCCGCCCACUCCAAAAAUUCUCAAGAUGUGGAAGACCCGCCUGUCAAUUUCGAUCAAUUCUUCAACGGCGAGAAUCUCACCCAGCAAGACUUGGUGGUGUGGUUGAACUUGGGCAUGCACCAUGUUCCACACACAGGUGAUCUUCCUAAUACAGUGUUCACUACCGCACAUUCAGGUGUGCAGUUUAUGCCGCUGAACUACUUGCUGGGUGAUCCAAGUCGGGAAACGGUGAAUAUGGUCCGAAUAGAUUAUGAGGAUGGUAAUGUGUCUGCAGUUCACACGUUCGGCCAACACGACGAUCAGUGUGCAUUAGAUUUCACACCGGCCGAGUCCAGUUUGUGGGAUUACGUUGGUGACGUUGUGGUUAGGAAGUUCCCUUAUGAUCCAAAUGAUCCUUACUAUGAGACGGACAGCAUAUCCUAA
Messenger RNA from Penicillium nucicola, 2445 nucleotides. RefSeq names its product membrane copper amine oxidase. NCBI's taxonomy places the organism in Eukaryota, Fungi, Ascomycota, Eurotiomycetes, Eurotiales, Aspergillaceae. Gene Ontology annotation, cellular component: plasma membrane. Gene Ontology annotation, molecular function: copper ion binding; primary methylamine oxidase activity; quinone binding. The transcript has 4 exons. Gene Ontology annotation, biological process: amine metabolic process. The record is from RefSeq and is a predicted model, not a curated record. Bases 1 to 2445 code for a protein of 814 amino acids.